GAAGCUGAUAUUCAACACAAAUAAUUUUCCACCACCAAUUAUUUAAAAAUAAUUUUUCUUCAAUCAAGAAAAGAAAAUCAAGAUACUGAUAAAAAUUAAUUAAUUUGACGUUCAUUAACAUCUUGCACAGUCUCUCAAAGUAACAAAAUGGCUUCGAAACUUCAAGAAGCUCAAGAACAUAUCCAACAAGCUGAAAAAUAUCUUAAAACGUCACUUCUGAAAUGGAGACCGGACUUUGAUAGUGCAGCAGAUGAAUAUAAUAAAGCUGCGAUGUGUUUUCGCAACGCAAAAAGUCUUUCUGAAUGUAAAGAAUGCUUGCUAAAAUGUUCUGAUUGCCAUAAGCAAAAUCGACAGCUUUUCCAUGCUGCGAAAGCUCUUGAUCAAGCAAUUCUUGUCAGCAAAGACCUCAACGACUUCAACUCGAUCAGAAAUUUGGCUGAAAGGGCUUGCCACAUGUAUCAACAACAUGGAUCUCCCGAAUCAGGUGCAGCUUCACUUGAUAAAGCAGCAAAAAUUCUUGAUUCUAAUUAUCCUCAAGAAGCUCUGUCUUUGUAUCAGCAUGCGUUAGACGUUUCAUUGAUUGAAGAUUCAAGCCGACAAGCAACUGAAUACGCGUCAAAAGUUGCUCGAAUUCUUGUCAAGUUAAACAUGUUCGAUCAAGCUGCAGAUGCAAUUCGUCGUGAGAUUGGACUACAUCAGCAAAAUGAAAAUUAUGGAUCGAUUGGACGUCUUGCAGUUGCUCUUGUGCUUGUACAAUUAGCACGAGAAGAUUAUGUAGCAGCUGAGAAAGCAUUUAAGGAAUGGGGAAAUUGUUGUGACGUUCAAGAAGUUCAAACACUUGAAUCACUUCUUCAAGCUUAUGACGAUGAAGAUCCUGAACUUGCAAAACGUGCUCUGUCAUCACCUUUUAUAAGACAUAUGGAUGUUGAAUAUGCCAGGCUGUCAAGGGAUUUAAAACUUCCCAAAGGAAUGGUGACAGCACCUAAAGCACCGAUUAUUGAAAAUGCAACAGCUUCUUAUGUUUCACAAUCAGCUGGUGGUGCUGGUGGUAGCUCAAGUGAACCUGGUGCAAGUGCAAGUGCAGGAGAUGACGAAGAAGAAGGCGGAUUAUGUUAAGCAUUUAAAUAAGCUUUAAUUGUGAUUAUCUCGCGGAAUUGUUGAAUCAUUUGAAUUUAUUUAGAUGAAAUUCUAUGCACAUCGACUUUGUAUCGGGUGAACGUUUAAAUUAAUUUUAUUGCUUUGUGAUAAAGUUGAGAAAAGAUUAAAGAAAAAAUUUUAUGUUUUCUUUCAUAAAUGAAAUUUAUAUUUUAAAUUCUUUCAGUUUAAGUAAAAAAAGUAUUUAUUAAUUAAUUAAAUUAAGAAUUGAGGUCUGUUAUCAAUGAAAAUUUAAUUAAUUUCAUUUUUUCCGUCAUAGAAACGAAAAAAAGCUAAAAAGAUUUUAAAGUAUAUUUAAAGAGUGAAGAAAUGUUUUUAAAAAGUUGCUGCUAUCCACUUCUUCUAGUAUCUAAUAAAAUUCCAUGAUCUAUCGCAAUGUGAACAACUAACUCUUAUUAAUAAUGAAAUGUCAAGUCAAAAGUGGAUAUUUAUUAUUUACUCAAUGAUAAUUAUCAUAAUGAGAUCAGAUUGUAACAUUAUUAUUGACAACCAAACCAAUCAAACUUUUUCCAAAUCAACGAAUAUCGCCAGCUCAUAAGGAUGGCGAAAAUUUUUUUUCAUUAUGUAAAAUUUAAUGCUUCAAGAUGCAUUUACGUUUUGGAAAGGGAUAAAAAUUAUAAUUUUGUCUGUAAAGUUUUAAGAUGAAAUGCUUCAGAAAUUAAUUUAUCGUUGAUGAUGGGAUGUUGGUUUUCAUUGCUGGUUUGAUUAACUUUAUCUAACUAAAAGAAGAAAAAAAUAAAGAAAUAUAUUCCAUUAGUUAAGUGAAAAUAAAUAUUUCGGCCCAUUAAUAACAAAAGAAAAGAAAAUUUGUAGAUUUAUUGCAAGCAGAUUCCAGAAGAAACUUCAAUAAAGAAAUGUACUACAUAUGAAUGUUUCACUUACAAAGCAAAUUGUGUUUAUAAAAUAACUUUUAACAUCAACAGAUCGAAUCUACACUUCUUAAUCAAUAUUUAUAUUUUGAAUUUGAAUUCAUUGUUUCUGUAUCGGGUUCAUAGAUAGAAUUUUAACCAAGUACUAUUUGCUCAGGAGAUGAAGUAACAGGAAAUAGUGGAUUUCUUUCAGCAGCAUCAUCUUCAAAAUCCAUAUCAGCUACCCUUCUGAAGUUUUAUUGUCUUCGUCAUUUUCCACAAAUGAAAAUGAUUGAUUGCUUCUGAUAUGCUCUAUUAUUUGGAACUUAAUGGUAAUAAGAAUUUUUGA
Clunio marinus is the source of this 2352-nucleotide messenger RNA. NCBI's taxonomy places the organism in Eukaryota, Metazoa, Arthropoda, Insecta, Diptera, Chironomidae. The record is from the annotation of a GenBank genome assembly.